AUGUUAUCCCACGGAAAGCCACUUGCUCAUGCGUCAUAUGCUUGCAGCGGCAGGUUAACAACGGCAAAAGUGUUCCCGCGAACAGUUCGCACCCAGGCGGACCCAGACCAUCGUCGCUCUUCAAAUCCUCAAGACGCCAGUACCGGUCACUUCGGCAAAGUCAAGCCGCCUGCUGCUGCCGAGGACGGCGCCAAAGGCGUCGCCUACUACAGCGGCCUGGUGAACAACGACCUCCGGCAAGACAACCGCGCAUCCCCCGCGGACAUGCUGGUACGUAACCUUCAACUGGCUGCUGACGAGAGCGUCCCUCUACCUGCUCUGUGA
Volvox carteri f. nagariensis is the source of this 324-nucleotide messenger RNA. RefSeq lists its product as uncharacterized. Bases 1 to 324 code for a protein of 107 amino acids. The record is from RefSeq and is a predicted model, not a curated record. Lineage: Eukaryota; Viridiplantae; Chlorophyta; Chlorophyceae; Chlamydomonadales; Volvocaceae. The transcript is spliced from 3 exons.